Mya arenaria is the source of this 4542-nucleotide messenger RNA. Its product is annotated as ubiquitin-associated protein 1-like. Gene Ontology annotation, biological process: ubiquitin-dependent protein catabolic process via the multivesicular body sorting pathway. Gene Ontology annotation, molecular function: ubiquitin binding. Gene Ontology annotation, cellular component: ESCRT I complex. The coding region runs from base 125 to 2077 and encodes 650 amino acids. NCBI's taxonomy places the organism in Eukaryota, Metazoa, Mollusca, Bivalvia, Myida, Myidae. The record is from RefSeq and is a predicted model, not a curated record. The transcript is spliced from 8 exons.
UGUCACUAUAAAUGUCAAAGAUGGCCGAAAUUAUCAAUUGUCAGGGCACUGCUGACUAAUCUGUUUAUUUUGUAAUUUUCGCAAUCUACAAUACACCAUACACUGUUAUUCUGAAGCACUUGCAAUGGCCUACGAUGGGGGCAAUAUUUAUGCUGGGGGAAGUUUCUCAUCCAACUGCUUGGAUGACAUUCCUUUCAAGCUGGGAUCAAAGUUCAAGCCACCUAAUAAGGUGGUGGUGCCUCCUGACCUGAACUUGUUUACUCCAUCAAUUCCCAAGGGAUUGAAUGAAGAGUACUCAUUUGAAGUAGAAGAAGCUGUUCUGAAAUGGUCUGCAGAGAAAGAAAAACAAGAUCAAAUCAAGCGUGAUAGAACAAUAAAAAGACAGAAACUGAAAAGAGAUGGUACUCGGUCUUCUCAACAGUCGGACGACACAGAACAAAUAUACGCCAACAGCAGCCAGGAAUGUGAACAAGUGCUGUACGAAAAUAUGGGCAUUCCUCAACAACCUAUUCCAAAACCAAGACCAAGUCAACAAACACAGAAUUAUGCCAGUGUUGUGGUUCCAAAUCCUCUCAUUGCGAAUAUAUCAAGUAGCAUUUUAACACCAACAUGUAUGUCUAAUUCAGGCAGUCGUGCAAGCACAACUGAGAUCAAAGGUUACAGUAAUCAAGACAGCACAAAAGCUGACCAAUCAGAUUUUGACAUAACCUGGUUUGAAAAGGAAGAUAAUCCAUUUGAUCAACUAGAGAGAGAAACAAUAAAUGACAUGGAAGAAUUAGCAAAUGUUCUAAGUGAAUCAAGCAAGGUUUCACCUACAGAAACAAACAACAGAAAAGACAUUAAGGACACAGAUAAUGUAGUUAUAGACAUCGGUGAUAAUGAAGCUCAAAAUGAUGAGACUGAGACAAGUGACACUGAACCUCCUUUGUAUGAAAAUGUUGAACUCCGCAUGAUGGAUUUAAAGAUAACUAAUGGAACCAAAGUUGAGGAUAAAGAUCAAAGUGAAGUAAAGAAUGUUUUUGAUGUGAAUAGACUGCCUCCAGUUCCUCCAAGAAGGGAUCUUGUGGGGCGGGGGGUGUUACCUCCCAUUGGGAGUAACGGUUAUGAGGAGUUUAAGGCUUGUACAGACUUGUACAGCAGUAAGGUUGAUGCCUGCCUGGAAGGUGAACCUUCAGAUUCCAUUGAAGGUAGAGCUCUACCUAACGGUAGUGGGGCAGCUUCAGCUUUACCUCUGUAUGAAAACACUAAAUCCAUAUCUCCAAAGCCACCAGUCCCAAAGCCUCCAAGAACAUUCAAGUACAGUCGCCAUAGUCCAAUCUCUAUGAGUAACGAUGAUUUUUCAGAAAAUACCUAUGAUAAUGUCAAGGAGCCAUCAGUGUCAAUUAGUCAACCAUUACAACCAAACAAUCCAUUCAGUGUGCAAUUUACAAACACUUCAAGUCCAACUGAUGCAGUAAACACAUCUAGUAGUGAGGCAGAGUUGAACUUUGUGAAUCACCACUUUGGGGCUGAGGGUGCCCCAAUGGUAACGAGUCAGGGAGGGAGCAAAGCACGCCCCACCGUGCCACCGAGACCCGCACUAUCACAGUCACCCCCUCCCAGACCAUCCUCGGCACAGCAGGCUUGGAACCGAUUUAGCCCCCUCCCCCCUGCUGGCAGUGGAUCAGAGGGUGGAGUGCCCCUGCAUGUGGGACUACCGGGCCUGGAGAAGACCCAGACCCAGGACAAGUAUUCCAGGCUGGACACCGAGGCCAGGGCCUCUGUGGACAAUCUAACUACUAUGGGCUUUUCAAAGGACAGGGUCAUUAGGGCCGUUGAUAAGCUGGGAGCUGACGAAAAAGAGGUGGUAGAAUAUCUGUGUUUUGUGGACCAGUUGGUGGAGAAGGGCUUUAACAUUUCCCUCGCUGAGACUGCCCUCCUCAUCUUUAACAACAGCAUCAACAAGGCAUGUACAUACCUGGAACUGUUCACACAGCUGCGAGAGCUUGGUUUUAAUGGGGAGAAGAUCAAAGAGGCCCUCAUCAAAACAGACAACGACCGCGAGAAAACUCUUGACAUCCUCACUGCUUCAUCAUGAUCUAUCGCCUCACUUUGGAAUUAAUUAUAUAAUAAGGGCCAAUGUUCUCAUUAUAGGACAAAUUUGUCAAUGAUCAAAAUAUAAAUUGGAUAUAAUGGUUUUGGUAAUUAAAACAUUAUGCCAUUUUUUUCGCAUUUAAUGUUAUUUGAGAGAGGCUUGAGACUGGUUUUCAUGUAUAAAGCACAACAGAUGUGACAAAGUUAGGUUAUUUGCUCCAUGCUGGCUGACAAGAAAGGCCAAUCUCCUUCCUCAGAGUGGUUUCAUUAAAUUUCAUCUAUUAGCAUUUUUUUUUAAAAAGCAUGUUUAACACACAUUAUGAAAUACAUUGUUUUAUGAGUUUUAUCAAGUUUCAUUGUUCUCAACUUAAUUUAUGAAAAUGUAUUUAAAAAAAAAAUGAAAAUGACUUAUGUCAAAAAAAUUGAACAACAUGAUAUGUUUUAUAUAAUCAUCUUAUUAUUUGUGUGAUCUGCAUGAUCUGCUCAACAUUUUUGUUGAGGUUGGCCCUGUGGUCUAGAAUCACCAUUUGAAUUCAGUGAAUGAGUAUAGAAGCUGCUGUAUGUUAAUUUGUGUGAAAGAUAAUAAUAAUGUUAAUUAUUUAUGAAAUUUAUUUAUUUCUUGACUGAUUAAAAUCGUUGCCCUUUUCUAUCAAUGAAAAAGUUAACUCUUCAUUAUUGUGUAACACAGACAUUUUUGUGUAAGACAAGUGUGGAUAAUUUCUAUAAGUCUUGAAGGGCAGGCAUCACAAAAGCCAUGUAAAGCAAUUAAAAUGUCACUAAAAGCAGGCAAAUAUCACAAAAAGCCAAUAACAACGAUAAUAUCAAUGUUUGUUUAGGUUUUUAUUGUGUUUAGUAUAUAUGCAUUUGAAGUUACAAUGUUUAUACUUUUGACAGAACUUAAAAAUUUCAUGAAAAGCAAGGAAAUGUUGCGAAAAGCCAAGAAAAGCAAACAAAAUUUCAUGAAAGCUACUUAAAAAUGAUAUCAUUGUUUGUGUAAGUGUUUAUUGUGUGUAGUUAUGGUAUACAUGUAUAUAUCUUUUAGUUUGUACACUACUUGGUAACCAAAAGACUUGAACCCAAAAAUGGUUAUGAAAAGCAUGGAAGGAAACUCCUUUGUUUUCGUAACAAUUAAGGCAUUUCAUGACAUUUUGUGAGAUUCCUAUGCUUUUGUUACUUUUCAUUGGUUUUACUGACAUUUUGUUGUUUUUGUUGACUGUUCCUGGCUGUUUGCACUUAAGUCUUACUGGAUGUUAAUAUCUUUUCUUGUUGUGACGGUUACCAUUAAUAUCUAAAUCUGUUCCUAUGAAAUAUUUGUUUUCUGGAAUCAUCUUUUCUCUAAUAUUGAAAUGUGGUCCAGAGCUUUCUUCGUUGUUUUCGUGAUUACAUUUUGAACGAUUGUUUACUAUUUCCAGCAUCAGUAUUUUUUUGUCAAGUCAUGAAAAUCUUUAGUAUAACCUUUCUGUUGUCUUCAUUUAGUGUUCUGUUUGAGCAUGACUGAUAAGCAAACUGGCUCUUUUCUUAUGUUAAUAGGAGAUGCUUUACCAAGCUUCAAAUUUUUGGAUGUAUCACCCACAGUGGUUUAGUAGUGGCAAAAUUUUGUUGAAGUUUCAUGUCAUAGUGAUAUAAGCUGUUAGAAAAUAUAUUCCAUGAUGCUUUACAUAACAAAACAGCUUACUAGUGAGUGAAAAUAAAACAUUUAUUGUUUUAAACCUAGUCUUUCAUUUUCGUGUGUGAUCUUUGAUUGUUUCCUUGUUGUGAUAUAUUGUUUUAUUUCCAAGAGUAUGUAAUGCCAUAUGUUUGACUGUUGUUUUUGUUUUGGUCAUGUUUUAUUACAUAUUUUAACCAAGUAGUGAAUGUGAAACUUAAUGAUUCAAGUGUCAAGUGGCCUGAUACCAAACGAUGUAAAUACAUCAAAUACAAACCUCACUACAUGAACUGAUUCUUUUUAUAUCUAUAUAGAAUCUUUGUGUGUCUGGGGCUGUAUUCAUGAAGCAUCAUAGGCUUAAGUUUCAACCUAGUAGUAGAUUGGCUCAGUCUAAGCUGAAUUUGAAGAAAACUAAUAAUGUUUGCACAACAAAAGUAUCAAAAUAUGCAGAAAUACAAUCUAAAUUAUGAACUCCAAUAAUAACAACUAACCAAUUAAAUAAUUUCAACGAAUCACUUUAUCCACAAGGUAACCUGUGGACAACAUUUCAUGGAAUUAUGCAAUUGCUUGCUGAUGGAAAGUGGAGGGUAUUUAAAUAAACGUUGUAAAACAUAAGGACAUUUUUACUGAGAUGCUUUAUCAACAGGCCCUAAAUACAUGAUCAUUUUGACUUUGCUAGAUCUAGCGAAUUUAUUGAUAAUUGAUGGAAUGUGUUGUUUAUGUGUCAUUUCUCUUUGCAAAAGGUGAAGUCUUAAUGUGCAAUUGAUAUAUUGUAUUCAAAUCAUACAUGUAAAGUGGAUUAUAAAUAAAAUGUUUUAACCAGA